Molecule: messenger RNA, 2509 nt
Organism: Falco peregrinus (peregrine falcon)
Lineage: Eukaryota; Metazoa; Chordata; Aves; Falconiformes; Falconidae
Gene: SLC75A1
Product: major facilitator superfamily domain containing 10
Exons: 15
Coding region: 315-1688 (457 amino acids)
Biological process (GO): transmembrane transport
Cellular component (GO): brush border membrane
Molecular function (GO): transmembrane transporter activity
Source: RefSeq, a predicted model, not a curated record
GCCGCCGCCACCCCUCGCGGGGCGGGCCGGCUCCCUCCUCGGCGGCGCGGGGCCGCGGCAGCGGCUCCAUCCCCGGCCGGAAGAGGAAGGCCCGCCGGGGCGCUGCGGAGGGCCGGGGAGGAGCCGCCGCCGCCCGCCCGCAGCAUCCCCAAGGGAGGGCUUUUGGCAGGCGGGGGGGACGCGCCCGCGCCCCCUGAGGAGCGGACUUUACAAAGGGGUUAGAGGAGCCUUCUCAAGGCUGAGCAGGUGCUGUUGCUCUCUGGGAUUUAUCUUGAAGACAGCAUUCCUGCAAUAGAAGCAGAACACCUGGGAGCAUGGCCUUGCAAGAGAGAGGAACCAUCAAUGACAAGCAAGAACGGAACUCUAGUCGUGUUAUUACAAUUGUCUUCCUGGCACUUUUCAUCGACUUGUUGGGAUUUGCGCUCAUCUUGCCACUGUUUCCUUCCAUCCUUGAUUAUUACAGCCAGACUGAGGAUGGAUUCUAUUUGUCAUUGCAACGAGGUGUGGAUUGGUUUGCACUGAUGGCUGGGAUACCUCCAGGGCGGAAAUACAACAGUGUCUUGUUUGGAGGUCUGAUUGGCUCAAUCUUUUCCAUCCUACAGUUUUUCUCCUCCCCCCUCACUGGUGCUGUGUCGGAUCACUUGGGCAGAAGGCCUGUCAUCUUGAUGACAGUGAUGGGUUUGAUAACAUCAUACUCACUAUGGGCUGCCUCUAGGACUUUUGGCGUUUUUCUUCUCUCCAGGAUCAUAGGUGGAAUAAGCAAAGGGAAUGUCAGCCUCUCCACAGCUAUAAUUGCUGACUUGCACUCUCCAAAAGCACGGAGCAAGGGCAUGGCAAUGAUUGGUGUUGCUUUCUCCCUUGGUUUUACCCUGGGUCCCAUGAUUGGAGCUUACCUAGCCAUGGAGACAGAGAAAGGAGAAGUCUUUUAUCUUCGUUCGGCAUUGCUAGCACUCAUGUUUUCUGUGGCUGAUUUAAUUUUCAUCUUCUUCCUACUUCCGGAGACACUUCCCAAAGAAAAACGGGUCUCUUCUGUGACGUCUGGCUUUCAGGCAGCAGUUGACUUGCUCAGUCCUCUGGCCUUAUUUCAGUUCUCUGCAGUCACCCGAGGAAAGGAAUCCCUUUCACAGAAGAAUCUUCAGAAUCUCAAAAUCUUGGGCCUGGCUUAUUUCCUGUACCUCUUCCUGUUUUCCGGCUUGGAGUAUACGCUGAGUUUUCUUACUCACCAGAGAUUCCAGUUCAGCAGCAUGCAGCAGGGCAAGAUGUUUUUCUUUAUUGGAAUAACAAUGGCUGUGAUCCAGGGAGGCUACGCUCGCCGAAUCAAGCCAGGAAAUGAAAUCAGAGCUGUAAAGAGGGCUAUUAUGUUGCUGAUUCCAGCUUUCUUGUUAAUUGGAUGGGCUGCCAAUGUGACCAUGCUGAGUGUCGGACUGUUGCUGUACUCCUUUGCUGCGGCCAUUGUUAUCCCGUGUUUGUCAGCAGUGGUGUCAGGCUAUGGCUCUGCCAGCCAGAAAGGACGAGUCAUGGGGAUCCUGCGGAGCCUGGGUGCCCUCGCCAGAGCCCUGGGACCCAUCCUGUCAGCUACAGUUUACUGGCUGGCCGGGGCAGAGUUUUGCUUCACUGUCUGUGGAGCCUUCUUCCUCAUCCCCUUUGCUUUACUCGGUUAUAUAAAACAGCAGGCAAAGGAGGAGUAGGACGUGACCACAGAACCAUCACCAGCUUCCAAGGAUUUCUGCCUCACCUGACUCUGCUGGUCCAAUAGGAAGUGGCCAAUUUUCACCGUUGGGAAGGGGAUACGCGAUGACCCUGUGCAGCAACAACAGACUUCAGGUUUCUUACGGCCCUCCACAAGCAGUGGCGUUAAGACACCUCGCAGCCGGCUUGGCUGGUUUUGCAAAUAGCAGAGACACACCCCACAGAACAGCCGAGUAAAGCAUUACGACCACCAGCUGAGUGGAGACCGACAUAGAAUCGUUGAGGUUGGGAAAGACCUUUAAGAUCAUCAAGCCCAACCGUUAACCCAGCACUGCCAAGUCCACCACUACACCAUCUCCCCAAGCACCCACGGUCUGGAAACAGUUUUGAAUGAGCACGACAGCAGCACAGCCCAGUGCCAUCCCAGUCCACCAUCCAGGGCUGCUGCACACCGCGCUGCCGUGGCCGCGGCACACGCUGCUGCUCUCCCAGACCCCUGCCAGGAGGGCCGUUGUGCCUGCUUUUGGCGAGCACGGAACAAACCCCCACGGCAGUUUCUGUACCAUCGUCAGGAGAUCUCCGCAACUGCUCCGUGCCCCUGGUCCCAGCUGUACCGCCCACCUUAAAACGCGACCAUCGAAACCACAAGCACGCAGCGCACUACAGGCUGCCGAAGCCUGACUGCUACUCUGGUACAGGUGGACUGUUUUUAAUACACAGUUAAAUUUUGAGAGAUGUUUUAUAUUUCUAAUACUGUGUGAUAUUUUUUGAUGACCAAGCACUGUUCUCUUUUGCAUUGCAAAUAAACUGUUACAUUGUA